GGGUUUUGCUUUCAGCCAAACCAAUCAAACCCCCUUUUUAUAUCUCUGUUUCUAUCGCUCGACAAUCGAGCUCAAAUACAGCUGAUUAGUUUCCUUUCUUAAAUCUUCUAUUUUCAAGGGGUUUGUGAGAAGAAGAUAAGCUUCUCCUUAAUAUUUUAACGGAUUUGAUCAAGCCGAUAAAAAAGGUUACGUCCGGUAUGGAAAAUGAAAGUUCUAAUGUCUCACGAGCCGGAGAAAUAAAAAAUCUAGCUAAUGAAGCAUUUAAAGCGCACAAAUAUGGUCUGGCUAUUGACUUGUACACACAGGCGAUAGAGCUUAAUAGUCAGAAUGCAGUAUACUGGGCCAAUCGUUCAUUUGCUCACGCCAAAUUGGAAGAGUAUGGUAGUGCCAUACAGGAUGCUACUAAGGCAAUUGAAGUGGAUCCUAAAUAUUCAAAGGGUUAUUACAGAAGAGGUGCUGCUUAUCUUGCAAUGGGGAAGUUUAAGGAAGCAUUGAAGGAUUUUCAACAGGUCAAAAGGAUUUGUCCCAAUGAUGCAGAUGCUACCAAGAAAUUAAAGGAGUGUGAGAAAGCAGUAAUGAAAUUAAAAUUUGAAGAAGCAAUUUCUGUACCCGAGUCUGAGAGGCAUUCUGUAGCUGACUCUAUAGACUACCAUACCAUAAAUGUGGAGCCAAAAUAUUCAGGUGCAAGAAUAGAGGGGGAUGUUGUUACUUUGGACUUUGUUAAGAAAAUGAUGGAAGACUUCAAGAACCAAAAGUGUUUGCACAAAAGAUAUGCAUUCCAGAUUGUCUUGCAAAUGAGAGAAAUGUUGCGGGCUCUGCCGUCUCUUAUUGAUGUUAAUGUUCCUGAUGGCAGUCUUUUAACUGUCUGUGGUGAUGUGCAUGGUCAGUUCUACGAUCUGAUAAAUAUUUUUGAGCUUAAUGGUCUCCCUUCAGAAGGGAAUCCGUAUCUCUUUAAUGGUGACUUUGUGGAUAGAGGAUCUUUCUCUGUAGAGGUCAUUCUCACACUAUUUGCAUUCAAGUGCAUGUGUCCAUCAGCUAUUUAUCUUGCUAGAGGCAACCAUGAGAGUAAGAGCAUGAACAAGAUAUAUGGUUUUGAGGGUGAGGUCAGGUCCAAGCUGAGUGAGACAUUUGUGGAACUCUUUGCCGAAGUAUUCUGUUAUUUGCCUUUGGCUCAUGUAAUAAAUCAAAAGGUUUUUGUUGUUCAUGGGGGCCUUUUCAGUGUUGAUGGGGUGAAACUCUCCGACAUUAGGGCAUUAGAUCGAUUUUGCGAGCCUCCCGAGGAAGGGUUGAUGUGCGAAUUACUUUGGAGUGAUCCACAACCUUACCAAGGACGAGGCCCUAGCAAAAGGGGAGUAGGUCUUUCUUUCGGUGGAGAUGUGACAAAAAGAUUCUUGGAGGAUAACAAUCUAGAUUUAGUUGUGAGGUCUCAUGAAGUGAAAGAUGAAGGUUAUGAGAUCGAGCAUGAUGGUAAACUUAUUACUGUUUUUUCUGCGCCAAAUUACUGUGAUCAGAUGGGUAACAAGGGUGCAUUUAUUCGGUUUGAAGCACCUGAUUUAAAGCCAAAUAUUAUUACAUUCUCAGCAGUGCCUCACCCUGAUGUCAAACCAAUGGCCUACGCAAACAACUUCCUCCGUAUGUUCCAAUAGUUCUACUCUACCUCUCAGUGAAGUUUUUGCCACAUAGUGGCACAAUGUUUCGCUAUACAAUGUCUCUCUUCUGCUCGGUUGUAUGAUUUUCCGCUCGGUAAAAGUGCCAAGUUUGUUCCUGUCCACGAGGCAGCUGGAGAAGUAAAUGUCCGUUAUGGUUUCUGUGUUAUUGUUUCUUUUUUGUUUGAAGGAUUUCAGGGCUGGGGUCUCUCGUUUUAAUCAAAUCGAAAAGGUCAGUUAAAAGGUGGGGCAUGGGCAAAGAUUGCUCUGCUUGUUGGAUUGUAACAUAGGCGACCUCUUCUCUCUUACUCUUUUGUAUACAUUAGUGUUUUAUACUUUGGGAAAAUUUGAAUAAAA
Molecule: messenger RNA, 2003 nt
Organism: Hibiscus syriacus
Lineage: Eukaryota; Viridiplantae; Streptophyta; Magnoliopsida; Malvales; Malvaceae
Product: serine/threonine-protein phosphatase 5-like
Exons: 13
Coding region: 198-1646 (482 amino acids)
Cellular component (GO): nucleus; cytosol
Molecular function (GO): protein serine/threonine phosphatase activity; protein binding
Source: RefSeq, a predicted model, not a curated record